AUGGGCUUCGGGAAGUCCUCCCCCUUCUUGGCUCUCAGCAUCUUGGUCCUGUGCCAGGCAGGCGGCCUCCAGGCAACACCGCUCAGGUGGGCCUUGGAGAGCCUCCCAGACUCAGAACUUGCUGCUCUCAAUGAGAAGGAUGGGCGCCUCAUACUGGCUUCACUGGUGAAGGCCUAUGCACAGAGGAACACCAAUGAGCUGCACCAGCCUGAGAAACAGGGCCUGGAGGGAGAGGACUCCAGUGUCACUCCCAAGAAGAGAAGCUGCAACACUUCCACUUGUGUGAUCCAUCGGCUGGAAGACAUUCUGAGCAAACAUGGGGGGAUAUUUAAGGAAGACUUUGUGCCCACUAAUGUGGGCCCUGAUUCCUAUGGCCGUCGCCGUAGGGAACUUCAGGCCUGA
Molecule: messenger RNA, 402 nt
Organism: Pipistrellus nathusii (Nathusius's pipistrelle)
Lineage: Eukaryota; Metazoa; Chordata; Mammalia; Chiroptera; Vespertilionidae
Source: the annotation of a GenBank genome assembly